Molecule: messenger RNA, 342 nt
Organism: Lactuca virosa
Lineage: Eukaryota; Viridiplantae; Streptophyta; Magnoliopsida; Asterales; Asteraceae
Source: the annotation of a GenBank genome assembly
AUGGAAUGCCAAAGGGUGACUGAGCAGAUUGCUUACCCUGUAUUCUAUGAUGUGGAUCCCUCUGAAGUCCGCAAACAACUUGGGCCUGUUGGAGAAGCUUUUGCCAGACAUAACAAUAAAGAGGAGGUCAGGAAGUGGAGAGAGGCACUGAAAGACGCAGCAUGUCUAGCUGGGUGGGAUUUGAGGAACACUGCUGAUGGGCAUGAAGCUAAACUCAUCAAUAAAAUAGUUGAAGAUAUUUCACUCGAAUUACGUCACAUUAAUUUGAAAAUUGAUGACAACUUAGUAGGCAUGGAGAGCCGGAUAAAGGAUAUUGUCUCAUCUUUGGAAAUGGGUGUUUGA